AUGCUAUCAAUGCAAGCCACUCGUUUAGGGUCAAUUUUACUCUCCUUGGCUCAUUUCUCCUCCACCUUCAACCCUUCGUGGUCGCUGGUGCUAGGCCACCCUUUGCCUGGCUACGAUUGGCUCAAGGGAGUAGAUGGGCAGAACUAUGUCAGCGAAUAUGGUAGACCGCACGAAGGCAUUUCUGCUGCUGCUAUCAUGAGCAGGUAUCCCGUCUACUUUGACCUGAAGAAAUCCACCAAAUCCAUGGACGAUGCGAGGAAGGCCAUCACCGAUGGAUCCAUGGCUGUGGAUGAUCACAACGACUAUCUGGAGGAAGCUGAAAAACCACACUGUCAUUUCGACGACGAGUCCUUUGAGGCAGGCAACGAACGUCUGGUAGCAAAAAAGCAGGAAGUCAUCGUCUAUCUCAAAGCCGGAAACCUCAUAGCCACGCGAGAGCAUGGCAGAGUGCUACAUACCCUCCAAGACUUCUGUUCGCAGUCCAACUGGGUCGAACUAGGAAACACCGAUACUAUCAAUGAAGCAAUUGGGCUUCCGUUGAAAGGGGGAGAGUUCGGAAUUCCUCUCGCGGGUGACCUCGAAACGUGCCAGAACUGUACAUACGAUACCUUGUUCAAGACGAACACUGCGGAACAAACCGAGAAGGCGGACAAAUGCAGAGCUAAGGUGGUUGCUCACGACCCCAUGUCGCAACCAAGUAAGAAGAAGACAGCGGUGUGCAUGAUCGUCGCUCCCGCUGUUAAGAAUCCCGAAUGCAGAGCGAACCUUCUUGACUCAUUCGCCAGCGGCGGAGGAUAUCUCACAACCGGAUACUUUGGCUCCAACGAAGCUAUACACACUCACAAACCACGAGGCAAAUGUAGCCAUGGAGGUCCAUUCGACAGAGACGCUUUUGGCCUUGAAGGGAUAUGCAAGGACACCAGCUCGUCAUUCUACAGUCCGCAUUGGUUCAACCAUAAGAUCGCCGCAAACCUAGCUGAAAAGGCAACGGACAAGUAUCUCGAUGAGCUAGCAGACGACAUGUGUGGCAACACGGAACGGAAGGUUUGCGCACUACUUCGGUUACUAUACGGCCUUGGGCCAACUCUCGCCUUUGUGAUCGACACUACUAGAAGUAUGGGCAGCGUCAUCGCUGGUGUCCGUAAUGCUACUAUCAAGAUCGUCAACGACCGAAGAGGCACUCUCGACGCACCCAGUGUUUUUGUACUUGCUCCGUUCAAUGACCCCUUCGUCCCCGUUGCCAACUUUUUCGAUGAUGCAGAUCAAUUCAUUGCAGCAAUCUCAGCUCUUGGGGCAGUGGCGGUGACGAUUGCCCAGAGCUAG
Messenger RNA from Mytilinidion resinicola, 1323 nucleotides. RefSeq lists its product as uncharacterized. The record is from RefSeq and is a predicted model, not a curated record. The transcript has a single exon. Bases 1 to 1323 code for a protein of 440 amino acids. NCBI's taxonomy places the organism in Eukaryota, Fungi, Ascomycota, Dothideomycetes, Mytilinidiales, Mytilinidiaceae.